AUGGACAGAAACCAGAAUGAAAACUCUUUGAUUUCUUUCGUCUUCAUCUUCUUCUAACCUAGCGAUCCUCAACAGCAUCGAAUACUCAAGCUACUGACGACUGACCAAUCCCCUGUGCCAGUAACCCAUCAAAGAACGCUGACCACAUCUACCGAGAGAAAUCCAACCAAUACCGGAAGUCUCAGAGGACACCUGACAGUACGGUAGCAGGCGGGUUGGGGGGAACUACGGAUAGGAGGUACGGAUCGAGCGACGGCUCCACCAGGUUUGAUAUUUGCAGUUGGGUUCUUGGUGUCACCAUCUUCCUCUGUUUUACCUCCUCCUAUUAUUUUACAACGUUACGAACAUACCAUUAUCAGAUAGAAACUGAUAAUUGAGACAGCCUCGGCUCCCCGUAGCUGUGACGCAACCGGCUCACUAGGGCUCGGUUGGUGCCGAGAUCCGGAUGGAUACCUACUUCCUGUUCUGGUGAGUGGGGCACCGGUAAUGGGCGGAAAUUUAAAAGGACGUUUCGCCCCUCGAUUUUCCUGUGAUGCGAUGAGAAAGGCGUGGCUUGCUUGCUCGAGAAGUUUCUGUUUCGUGGAGGCUGCAUAAAGGGUUUCCAUGGUUCUCGGAACGAACUGUACCGAGGCGAAUUUAGAUUUACGACUCCACGAACGAAGAGAUGCUCCAAGAACUGUGGCGGAGCGACCAUUACCGUAUAGUACCACUCGAUUUGGUCUGGGAGCUCCUGUCUAAGACUUCCAUCUAUGGCCCUCCGCCUGUUGGUAAUCGGAGAUUUUGUCCUUCGAUACGGGUUCCGGCGAAUGGUUGUAACGCGGUAUAGUACUCGAGUCCUGGGCUCUGCUUUGGAAUUUUUGAUUUUUGUCUAUCAGCAGGGAUGCCUGCGCUGGUUCUGGCAGGGAACAAUGGCCAAUUUUUCCUUAGAAUUCCUUCGGUAUUCGGUAGCCCGCUAAGGGUCCAAUGCGCUCCGCCGACACUGUACUCAGGUACUCGCACGGCUGAGUUGAAGUCUCGCGUGUAGGCUGCUAGCCAAUAUUGCCAUGCCCCCAUGCCCGGCCCCACACCAGUGGAAGAACUAUCUAAUUCUAGAAGGCGUGAAGGGGUGCAGAUGCUCUCCUCUCCACUCUUUUGCAAGGAAGGGACCAAAAAACCUCGUAUUGCUAUUGUGGUGUAAUCUGUCCUGUCAGGUAUCCCGGUGUACCAAAAACCCUUUCCUGGUUAUGGGAUCUCCCUAGCUCUAAAGUUACUAUUCACUAAGGAAAGAGGGGCGGAAGGAGUUCCGAGCUUUGAGCACCGUAUCUGGUAUCCACCUCGGAAUUACGGCAGGAUGGUAUCAUUUGACUUUUAUACUGUACUUGGCCUAGGCCAACUCCUCCUCAAAAGCCUGUGCUCGUCAAUUUUCUCACUUAAAUCUCCUCGUUUCAUUAGCUCUGACUCCUUCGAAAGGAGAGGAAAGGUUGGGUGGCAUUUUCGAUUGUUUUGGGUGAGGUGAAAGCUAACAUUGGAAAACGAAGGAACGAGUGAGCAGCCAUGUGGGGCCCAAGUGAGGUUGCUCUCAGUAUUGAAAAGGCAGAAAGGCAGGCAUCCCGCCAGUUGCACAACGGAGACAGCUAUUCUCCACAUUCCUCAGGCCAACCCUCCACGUCGGAUGACAAUUCAAUAUUGAGUCGGCAGGCUACACAGCCAGAAACGCGCCAACACCCGAUCGAGGCUGAACGGCAGAGGACUCACUUGUCUAACCACAGCAGUACUGCUGCAUGCGGUCUGGUAGGGUUUGCUUUAAAGGGAGAGCUCCCGCCCUUUGGGGGCGGAAGGGAGUAUCCUCCUCCGCUGCCCCAUCGUGACCGGUACCUGGUGGAUUUUUCUGGUCCUGAUGAUCCCGUUCAUGGUCAGAAUUGGCCAUUGAAAAAGAAGUGUGUGAUGCGAUAAACGAGAGUUCACAAGGAUUUCUGUUGAUUGGGCUUAGGUUGAUAACGGCGGCUGUCCUAGGAUAUACUACGCUGGUGUCAGCAUGGGGGAGUAGUGUAUUUUCUUCCGCUACAGCACAGGUAGCGAGUAAGCGCUCAUUGCUACACAUGUACCCUUGAUAUGGUUAUCAUUGCCAAACGCAGCACAGAUUUUGACUUCAACUUUAGUGUAUUUCGGAAUAAGUACCGAAGUGGCCACCUUAGGGCUCUCGUUUUAUGUGCUUGGGUUCGCAAGUGGGCCUCUGGUAUGGGCACCCUACUCCGAACUCAAAGGCCGGCGCCCUCCACUACUGCUCGGGAUCUUUGGAUUUUCAAUCUUUCAGAUUGCCGUCGCGGUAGCCAAGGAUGUCCAGACAGUUCUGAUAUGCCGAUUUUGGGGCGGGUUCUUUGCUUCCUCUCCGCUGGCGGUUGUCGGCGCUGUUUUCGCAGACAUCUUUGGUCAGGAAACCAGGGGAACCGCGAUCGCGGUCUUCUCUAUGGCCGUGUUCUCCGGACCACUUUUCGCUCCUAUCGCGGGUGGGUUCAUCGCAGAAAGCUACUUGGGCGUAAGUCUCCGGCCAGCGUAAUUCGCAACGACCAUGCCUUAUUGCUGAUCAAGGGAUAAAUUGACAGUGGAGGUGGACGGAAUACAUCACGGCAAUCAUGGGUUUCUUUGCACUCUUCUUGUGCAUAUUCUUCCUGGAGGAGACAUAUCCGCCGGUGAUCCUGGUAGCGAAAGCCACCAAACUUCGCCGCCUGACAAAGAAUUGGGGGAUCCACGCCAAGCAGGAAGAGCUAGAAGUCAAUUUCAGGGAAUUGGUUGAAAAGAACUUUUCGCGUCCGCUCAAGCUUCUCGUCACUGAGCCGAUAAUACUCCUGCUUAGUCUGUACACUGCUUUUGUCUAGUAACUAUUGUGAUCUAUUUCCGACGGGGCGAUUAAUUGCUAACAUAUUCCCCGCAGUGGUAUUCUUUACAUUUUUUUGACGGCCUACCCGAUCGUUUUCAGUGAAAUGCGUGGUUAUGGACUUGGAGUGUCCGCACUACCGUAUAUUGGGAUGGUCGUCGGGAUGCUUUUCGGGGGACUCCUCGUUAUAGCUUUCCAGCCAUGGACAAACAGGCGGAUGAGGGCGAAUAACAAUGUACCCAUUCCGGAAGAUCGCUUGGUUCCGGCCAUCAUAGGGAGUAUUCUCUUCCCAAUCGGAAUUUUCUGGUUUUCCUGGACGUGAGAAUUCCCGAAUUGAUAUGCCUAGUUUAGGUUUUAUUUUAGGCUGAUAGGUAUUUCAAAGCGGAAACUACCCAAAUGUCCACUGGGCUGCGCCAACGCUCGCCGGUAUCCCUCUCGGCAUUGGCCUGAUAACAAUCUUCCUGCAAUCCCUAAACUACCUUAUCGAUGCAUACCUCAUGUUGUAAGUGCAUCUUAUCCUAUCCGCCCGUUCGAUUGCCGCGCUAAUAACAUCUCAGCGCUGCCUCCGCCAUUGCCGCGAAUACGUUCCUCCGCUCCGCGUUCGCCGCUGGGUUCCCCCUUUUUGGUCGCCAGAUGUUCCACAACCUCGGAGUCAACUGGGCCGGAUCGUUGUUAGGAUUUAUAGCUAUCGCUAUGAUACCUAUUCCUAUUGGAUUCUUCUUUUUCGGGGCGAGGAUUAGGAAGAGGUCGAAGUGGGCGCCGACUGAACUUUGAGUACAGGUAGGUGUUGGCGUGGGACGUAGGGUGUCGGGUACCUAGUUACCUGGUGAGGUGGUUGGGUAGGAUGGUCAGCUCUGCCUCUCGGAUGGAGUCUAUCAAUCCCUUCUGGGGAAGGACUGGAGGAUUUAGAUGAGGUUUGUAGAUACAGUUGUGAUUUUUUGUCCAGCGUCUUAGGCUUUCUUCGUCAAUAUAUCUCAUAGGAGUUUUUUGGACUUC
This is a messenger RNA of Tuber aestivum (summer truffle), 3850 nucleotides long. NCBI's taxonomy places the organism in Eukaryota, Fungi, Ascomycota, Pezizomycetes, Pezizales, Tuberaceae. The record is from the annotation of a GenBank genome assembly.